UUGAAUUCAUUUACCAAGAGGAGGAAGAGAAAAACAUUGCUUUCAAGCGCAUAGGUCAAUGUUAUGUACACAAAUAAUGGGAUUUUAUUUAUCUAGUAUUAUUAAAGAGUCGUCAAACCCUUUAUAUACCUUCCAUUAAGCGCGAGAUUUGAGGUUUUUGAGGUUCGUCGUAUAUUUAGCUUAUGCACAAACGCUUUUAUAAUCUCUGUUUACAGCAUAUGAAGUAGGUCAUUGCUGUUGGCAUGUUUCUGGUGGGGUUAACCGGAGGUAUCUCCUCAGGGAAAAGCACAGUGUCUUCUCAACUGAAAGAACUGGGCUGUCCUGUCAUCGAUGCAGAUGUGGUUGCCCGAAAAGUGGUGAAGCCCCAGAGCCCAGCGUACAGACUGAUUUUGCGGUACUUUGGACAGGAAAUUUUGUUAGACAAUGGCGAGAUUGACAGACAGAAGCUGGGGCAGAUAAUCUUCUCCAACCCAGAGAAACGAAGACUUCUAAACUCCAUCACACACCCAGAAAUUCAUAAAGAAAUGUUCAAACAGAUACUGCUGUACUUCAUCAAAGGCUACAGAUAUGUGAUUUUGGAUGUGCCGCUGCUUUUCGAAACACGACGUCUCACCCGGUUCCUAACCCACACUGUUGUCGUAUACUGUGAUCCGGCGACGCAGCUGUCCCGACUCAUGCAGAGGGAUGGUUUGAGUCAGGAGGAGGCCGAACAGAGAAUCGGCGCUCAGAUGCCCCUCAAAGAGAAGCGUGGACUCGCCAGUCACGUGAUCGAGAACUCGGGCUCUCGCGAGGACACUCACAGACAGGUGCUGCGGCUGCACACCAAGCUGGAGGACUCCAUGGAGUUUCUGGUUGUCAGGGCCGUCGCCGUGGCAGCCGUCGCCGGGCUUGGCGGUCUGUUCUUGUAUACAAUCAGACUGCUUGUCUCUUAGCAAAUAUCUUAAAGGAAUAGCUCACCCAAAAAUGAACAUUCUGUCAUCAUUUACUCACAGAACGCAUUUCUUGCUUUUAUGGGAGACAUUUUGAAGAACAUUGGAUCCCAUUGACUUUCAGUGUAUGGAAAAUCCCUUGUGUUGUGCGGAAGAAAUUAGGUCAUACAUGUUUGGAACGACAUGAGGCUGAGUAAAUGAUGACAGCAUUUUCAUUUCAGUCUAAAAACAAUGGAGAAUAUGAUUUUAUGUUUUCAUUUUUUCGUUAGGUUUUUAUUUGAUGUCGAACCUCACUUGUUUUCGAUAUUCUGACCUCACCACCGACAGCUAGCUUACAGCCUGAGCUACAACUGUGAAAUCUAGAUAUUGACGGUUACUUGAUGGGACGGUACUUCUAGCGUCCCGUGUUAUGAGCACUAUCAUGCACAGCAGAGCAAAAGCACAGGCUGCGUAACUCUAGAAUCAACACAAUAAUUGUGAUUAGUCUUAAAUGUAACAUAUUGCAUAAAAUAUGCUACUUUUUUACCUCGACACACGUUAUUUGUUAAUUAUGAAUUCAUGCGUACAUUAAAUGAACCGAAUGUAUCAGUAUCUUCUGCUGCUCUUUGUGAACGUCAGAUAUUUUGAUCUAUAUCUGAAUUAAACGAACUGUCACAACAUCA
This is a messenger RNA of Megalobrama amblycephala (Wuchang bream), 1591 nucleotides long. RefSeq names its product dephospho-CoA kinase domain containing (gene dcakd). The coding region runs from base 243 to 932 and encodes 229 amino acids. The transcript is spliced from 5 exons. The record is from RefSeq and is a predicted model, not a curated record. NCBI's taxonomy places the organism in Eukaryota, Metazoa, Chordata, Actinopteri, Cypriniformes, Xenocyprididae. Gene Ontology annotation, biological process: coenzyme A biosynthetic process. Gene Ontology annotation, molecular function: dephospho-CoA kinase activity; ATP binding.